Molecule: messenger RNA, 1232 nt
Organism: Pezoporus flaviventris
Lineage: Eukaryota; Metazoa; Chordata; Aves; Psittaciformes; Psittacidae
Gene: RPF2
Product: ribosome production factor 2 homolog
Exons: 10
Coding region: 39-1010 (323 amino acids)
Biological process (GO): ribosomal large subunit assembly; maturation of LSU-rRNA from tricistronic rRNA transcript (SSU-rRNA, 5.8S rRNA, LSU-rRNA)
Cellular component (GO): nucleolus
Molecular function (GO): rRNA binding
Source: RefSeq, a predicted model, not a curated record
UUCCUCCCGCCCUCCCCGUGGCGGAUGUGACGCACCGGAUGACAGUGUGUGACGACGGCGGGGCGUGCGCGUGGAGCGGCUCGGUAGCCAUGGACCCGCUGGACCGGGUGGUAAAACCUAAAACUAAGAGAGCAAAAAGGUUUCUUGAGAAGAGAGAACCCAAGCUGAAAGAAAAUACAAAAAUUGCUAUGCUCAUAAAAGGAGGAAAUGCAAACUUAAGGGUGACUGAAGUGCUUAAAGACAUUUAUGCUGUGAAGAAGCCUUUUGCUGUACUGUAUAGAAAGAAAAAUAUUACCAGGCCUUUUGAGGAUCAAACAUCAUUGGAAUUUUUUUCCAAGAAAUCAGAUUGUUCUUUGUUUCUGUUUGGCUCUCAUAACAAGAAGCGACCGAACAACCUGGUAAUAGGUCGCAUGUUUGACUAUCAUGUCUUAGAUAUGAUUGAGCUAGGCGUUGAGAAGUUUGUAUCCCUAAAAGAUGUUAAGAACAGUAAGUGUCCUGAAGGAACAAAACCGAUGCUGAUAUUUGCUGGUGACGUGUUUGAUGUAAAUGAAGAAUACAGAAGACUGAAGAGCCUUCUUAUUGAUUUCUUCAGAGGUCCUACCGUGCCCAAUAUUCGUCUGGCUGGUUUAGAGUACGUCUUGCAUUUCACAGCUGUAGAUGGGAAAAUUUAUAUGCGAAGCUAUAAGGUUCUUCUGAAGAAAUCUGGCUGUAAAAUACCAAGAAUUGAACUGGAAGAGAUGGGACCUUCAUUAGAUCUGGUUAUGAGGAGGACACAUUUAGCUUCAGACGACCUUUAUAAGCUGUCUUUAAAGCAGCCGAAAGCCCUGAAGCCUAAGAAGAAAAAGAAUAUCUCCCAUGAUGCGCUCGGUACAACUUACGGCCGAAUCCACAUGCAGAAGCAAGAUCUUGGGAAACUGCAGACACGGAAGAUGAAAGGGUUAAAAAAGAGGCCAGCAGAGAAGGCAGCUGAAGAUAGUGGGGUUAGUCCCAAAAAGUCAAAAUCAGCUUGAUAGUCAGGAACAGCUUUGAAAUCUUUUUGUACCUUCAAAUUUGGUAUAUAUACUGUAAUACAAAUGUGUCAGACGUAAGAUUUAGAUGCUGUUAACUUUAGUUUUAUACAGAAGUCUUUUUAAUGGUUUGUCAUUUUAGAGGGACAGGGGGGUAUUGAGCUUUAACACAGAACUUGGUAAUUUAAAAUAAAAAAUGUGAUAUAACUUGCUUAGUUUUCUGAA